AUGACAACGUCGGCAUCCACUGCAUAUAGCGAGGCUCAGGCUGCCAAAGCCGUCGCUGCCCUCAAAGCCCAUCUCGCGACAAAGAAAACAGCUGCUCCAAAAGCCGCUUUAUUCGAUGACGCCGACGAAUCCGACCUAGAGGAUGGCACCGUCGGAGUCGCCGACCCGGAUCUUGCUCUGUGGUUGAUUGUUACAGCGAAGAAAUUCUUCACUCAAGAUAAGAAGACUAAGCAGGAGCGAAUUGUCCUUCCAAACCCUUACCUCACUUCUCCAUCUCCUACAUUUACAGUUUGUUUGAUCACUAAAGAUCCAUCGACCUACUACCGCUCCCUUGUCUCACACCUUCCAUACCACCCCUCCUCCCUCACCAUAAUCGCUCCUUCCAAGUUAAAAACCAACUACAAAACCUUCGAAUCUCGCAGACAACUCGAGCGAUCUCAUGAUAUCUUCCUCGCUGAUGAUCGUGUAAUCCCACUCCUCCCUUCCUUGCUCGGAAAAUCCAUCUACCGACGUUCGGCAAAAGUCCCAAUUCCCAUCAAACUUUCUAAAAUUGAGCCACCAGCCAAGGAUGUCGAAGCUCCAAAAUCGAAACAACAAGCCGACGCAGAGAAGUUGCAAAAGGAAAUUGAAAAGGCUAUAAAAGCUACUUACUUCGUUCUUGCUGCUUCAGCUUCUCAGACUAUCAAGGUUGGAAUUAGGGCUCAAUCGCCAGAAGAGGUUGCACAGAAUGUUACAACCGUUAUGACACAUUUGACUACCAACGUCUUGAAAUCUGGGUGGAAUGGUAUUAGGGCUGUUCAUUUGAAGGCUGCAGAGACUGUUGCGCUUCCAGUAUACUUAACUGAGCGUAUAUAUGACGAUGAAGAUGUGUUGACCGAGGAGGAGAUCAAGCGUAUUGCACACUUGAAAACUAAGGAGGGUAGGGAAGAAAGAAAUAAGGAGUUGAAGGAGAAGAAGUCUGAGAAUAAGAAGGGUAGGGAUGAGAGACAGAAGACCAAGAGGAAUUGGGAUAGUGACGCAGAGGAUGGGGAGGACCAGUAUUUUGUCAGGAAAAUUAAGCCUGCCGGAGAGGAGAAGAACAAGAAGAGAAAGGCUGAUGGUGAAGUCGAGGCGCCAGGAAGUGCGAAGAAAUCGAAAGUUGAUGAGAAAGCCGCUACAGCUGAAAAGGAUGAUAGCGACAAUGCUGAAGAGGAAGAUGGAGGAGUCAAGCUACCUAAAACCGUCGACCUAUCGGAACAAGCCAAAAAAUUGAAAAUUGGAGACAAGAGGAUUGCACCACCAGCACUAGCCCUAAAAGAAAAGAAGGACAAAAAGGAAACUAAAUCAAAGCCUGACAGUGGUAAAGUUGGGAUUAGAGAGCAAUUGAAGAGGAAGGCGAAAACGAAUGCUGCUGCUACUGCUGCUGCGGCAAAGGGGAAAAAGACGAAGGCGUACCAGUGA
Orbilia oligospora ATCC 24927 is the source of this 1440-nucleotide messenger RNA. RefSeq lists its product as uncharacterized. The record is from RefSeq and is a predicted model, not a curated record. The transcript has 3 exons. Lineage: Eukaryota; Fungi; Ascomycota; Orbiliomycetes; Orbiliales; Orbiliaceae. The coding region runs from base 1 to 1440 and encodes 479 amino acids.